AUGGGCCCCUGUACCGCCUCCUCAUGCUGCUGCCAGGUCCGUAAUCUGCCAUGGGCCCCCGUACCGACCCCUCAUGCUGCUGCCAGGCCCGUAAUCUGUCAUGGGCCCCUGUACCGCCUCCUCAUGCUGCUGCCAGGUCCAGAGUGUCUCAUGGGUCCUUGUACGGCCUCCCAUUGCUGCUGUCUCCAUCGCCACACUCUGCCAUGUGCCACUUUCAGGUCUCCUCACACUGCUGGUGGGUUCCAUUUUGUCAUAGGGUGCUGUAUGGCCUCCCAUUGCUGCUGCCUCCACCGCCACACUGUGGCUCCACACUCUGGUUUUGGCCCCGUGACUGCCCAAAUGAGUGAAGUGUGCGGUGAUUCUAAGAUCGACGGCACUCAUCUGCAUGUCAUACUGACUGACAAUAUUAUUUCUCUUCCCCAGCAGACUCCAAGGGCAUUUAAAUUAAGGGUACAGUGUUCUGCACUAAUAUAA
Messenger RNA from Staurois parvus, 474 nucleotides. The record is from the annotation of a GenBank genome assembly. Lineage: Eukaryota; Metazoa; Chordata; Amphibia; Anura; Ranidae.